GCCUGCGCAGUAUGAGCGGGAUGGCGCAUUUUGUUGCACCGAGUAAUGCGGUGUCGCUGGCUCCUGAGGAGGGCGGAGAGUUCUGUGGUGAAGUAGGGGGAGGGAUUCAUGUAAGCAUUAGAAGGAGCCUGGGUCGGAACUAUAAAAGGGGAAGUUGAUGCUGGGUACUGCUACUUCCACGCUGGCGGCGUGAAAGUUGUGAUAUCAUCGUUGAACCCAGAUCAGCUUUAAAAAUUAUAAACAAUGGCGAAGACCCAAGAAACAGUCGAAAGAAUACUUCUAGAACCCUAUAAAUACUUACUACAGUUACCAGGUGGGGACUGGGGUGUUGAACCUAGGACCUUAAGCACUAGAACAUGUGUGUUUAACCAGGUAAACAAGUGAGAACCAAACUUUCCCAGGCGUUUAAUCAUUGGCUAAAAGUUCCGGAAGACAAACUACAGAUUAUCAUUGAAGUGACAGAAAUGUUGCAUAAUGCAAGUUUACUCAUUGAUGAUAUUGAAGACAAUUCCAAACUCCGCCGUGGAUUUCCAGUGGCACACAGCAUCUAUGGAAUUCCAUCUGUCAUCAAUUCUGCAAAUUACGUAUAUUUUCUUGGCCUAGAAAAAGUCUUAACUCUUAAUCAUCCAGAUGCAGUAAAACUUUUUACUCGACAGCUUUUGGAACUCCAUCAGGGACAAGGUCUAGAUAUUUACUGGAGGGAUAAUUAUACCUGUCCCACUGAAGAAGAAUAUAAAGCUAUGGUCCUACAGAAGACGGGUGGACUGUUUGGAUUAGCAGUCGGUCUUAUGCAGUUAUUCUCUGAGUACAGAGAAGAUUUAAAGCCACUGCUUGAUACACUUGGGCUUUUCUUCCAAAUUAGGGAUGAUUAUGCUAAUCUACACUCCAAAGAAUAUAGUGAAAACAAAAGCUUUUGUGAAGAUCUAACAGAGGGAAAGUUUUCAUUUCCUACUAUUCAUGCUAUUUGGUCAAGGCCGGAAAGCACCCAGGUACAGAAUAUCUUGCGCCAGAGAACUGAAAACAUAGAUAUCAAAAAAUACUGUGUACAUUAUCUUGAAAAUGUAGGUUCUUUUGAAUACACUCGGAAUACUCUUAACGAGCUUGAAUCUAAAGCCUAUAAACAAAUCGAUGCAUGUGGGGGGAACCCUGAGCUAGUAGCUUUAAUAAAGCACUUAAGUAAAAUGUUCAAAGAAGAGAAUGAACAACAUUAAGCCAUCCUUGCUUGAUUAGGUUAGGUCCGGUAGUUUGUUUUAGUUGAUAAUUUUUUCGUCUUUUAGCCUAUCACUGUAAAAAAUUUGAACUAUUGGUCUCAAAAACUGCUGAGUAAGGACAAUGUGCGUGAGAUUGUUUCAAUUUAGAACCCUCUGUACAGGUAGUCAUAGUGCAAAGCUGAAGGAUCAAAAGGAGCCACAUUUUCAAUUUCUAACUUCAGUUUCUAAAUUUUUUUUUCCUGGAAGGGUUUCUUGUCGUCAGCUCUGCCACAUGUUCUGCUAAUGGUGUCAAUAAAAAAGAUUUCAGCUUCCAGGAAUUUUUAUCCAGAUACUUCCUGACUGUAUCAUUUGGACAGUUCCUAGUUCAUCUCCCCCCGUUUUAAGCCAAGUUCUUGGAACCAGAUUAUAUGCGAGUUAACCCACAGUCCACAUAAGCUCCAUUUUCUUUCUGAUUGUUGCUACUUAACCUGUAUGAAUCCCCUCCUAAGAAACAUCUUUUCUAAAGUCUUCCAUGGAAAUGGUGACAGUGAUAAGCAGUAAGCACUGUGCUUCUUUUUUUAAAACACUCCCCCCCCCCCUUUUCUUUUCCCCUUCUUUAUUCAGAAAAUUUUCUUUAACCAAGGAGCCUCCACUUAAUGGACUUCCAUGCUACACCAAGUUCUUUCCUUCUUCAAUUUGGAUGGGGGGGGAAGGCACAUGAAAAAAAAAAUCACCUAGGAAAGAACUUUCCUUCCCUGCUUUCAUUCUCUAUUUAAAAUAUUUAUUUAUAGAUUAGAGGCAGGUAUCAAAAGAGACGGGGAUAUAGAGAGAACUACAUCACUGCUUCACCACCCCCAACUCCUCAGGAAGGACCUUUUCAACCAUUUAUAAUUCAUCUUGGUUAGUAAGAGAGAAGUAACUGAUGCUUACAUCAACUACAAAAGCUCAGGGAAAUGCCUUUUUUCUUCCAACCCACAUCAAUAACUUCCCCUCUCCUUUGAAGGCAAUUAGUGCUUGGAGAGAAAGAAAAGUAGGCGUCUUAAACUAUGAUACAAAAGCUCAACCUGGAGGCUGGCAGAAUAAUUCACUUGGAUAGUGCUCAGCUGUGCCAUGGGUAUGACCUAGGAUCAAACCCAAACCUACUGAAGCUUUGAAGGAAGCUUCAGUACUGUUGUCUCUUUCCUUCUCUGUUUCUUUGUCUGUCAAAGGAAAAGAAGGAAGCUGAGCAAGCUUAACCUGAGAGCUAGUAACUAGCUAAAAGUUAGCCAAAGUCUGUGCUAAUCAACUAAUUAGCUUUACGGUGCCUUAACCCUGACAAUCCUUUCUGUGUAGUUUCUAGCCCCAAAGUCCUAAGAAGUAGGGGAAAAAUUCUGUUUCAUAUAUUAGAAGUGUAACUCACAUCUGAAAUUAAAGUGCAUUGCUCACCAACA
Erinaceus europaeus (western European hedgehog) is the source of this 2620-nucleotide messenger RNA. It is a transcript of the gene GGPS1, whose product is annotated as geranylgeranyl diphosphate synthase 1. The transcript is spliced from 5 exons. Gene Ontology annotation, biological process: isoprenoid biosynthetic process. Bases 465 to 1211 code for a protein of 248 amino acids. Lineage: Eukaryota; Metazoa; Chordata; Mammalia; Eulipotyphla; Erinaceidae. The record is from RefSeq and is a predicted model, not a curated record. Gene Ontology annotation, molecular function: prenyltransferase activity.